AUGGCAGCUCCCCCGAAGACGGUCUUGAUUACAGGCUGCAGCACCGGCGGCAUCGGCUGGGCCAUGGCCAAGAGCUUUCAACAACGAGGGUUCUAUGUCUUCGCCACAGCACGCGAUCCGUCUAAGGCCGCUGACCUCGCCGAGCUUGAAAACGUCGAGGUCCUGGAGCUAGACGUGACCAUCCCAACGACCAUCGCACAGUGUAAGGAGAUAGUCACAAAACGAAUAGAUGGGAGCCUCGAUAUCUUAGUGAAUAAUGCCGGCGCCGAAUUCAACUGCCCACUACUAGACACCGACAUCGCCGAGGCAAAAAGGCUUUACGACGUCAACGUCUGGGGCCCUCUUGCUAUGGUCCAGGCAUUUGCCCCCCUGCUUAUCGAGGCCAAGGGAGUUGUUUUCAACCAGAGCUCCAUCGAUGGGGCUCUUAACAUGGUGUGGGCGGGCAUAUUUGCCAGUUCCAAAUCCGCCGUGGCGCGUAUGUCGGAAACCCUGCGAGUCGAGCUCGAGCCACUGGGCGUUCGCGUCGUGACAUCCAUAUGCGGAUCUGUCAACACGCCCAUGUUCAGUAAGCCUGGUGGUCCUAUGGAACUGCCCGAGGCAUCGUACUACCAUGGAGUCCAGGACACGGCUUGGAAGGAGCGGAUGGAUCACCAACGCCAGGCCACGGACGUCAAUGUGCUCGCCGGGAAGCUGGUUCAGGAUAUCCUCAGCGGUAAAAGGGGCGUCAUCUGGCGCGGGGCAUUUUCUCCAUCAGUGCGGUGGGCUAGCUGGUUGAAUCUCAAGUGGCUGGUGGAUAGAUUGAUCAACUCGGCACGAGGCUUGAGUCAGGUCAAACUCAAGCAUUGCUAG
Molecule: messenger RNA, 849 nt
Organism: Penicillium atrosanguineum
Lineage: Eukaryota; Fungi; Ascomycota; Eurotiomycetes; Eurotiales; Aspergillaceae
Exons: 2
Coding region: 1-849 (282 amino acids)
Biological process (GO): phosphatidic acid biosynthetic process; triglyceride catabolic process
Cellular component (GO): lipid droplet; endoplasmic reticulum
Molecular function (GO): acylglycerone-phosphate reductase (NADP+) activity; triacylglycerol lipase activity
Source: RefSeq, a predicted model, not a curated record